AGUGUCUUCUGCAGACUGCACGUGCUGAUGAUACUUGAAGUUUAUUUUCAUAGAUAUACUAACAUUCGUUCAUAACACUUGUUUAGCUGACAGUUUAGUAUUGCAAUCAUGGAUGCCUACGAAAUAUCUAAAAAAUUGGAAUUUGGGGUGCGUUACGAUUUGAAAAGUUUUCACGAAGAUGCGGUAUUAUUUGGGUUGCUCAGAAAACCAACCUCUACGGAGGCAAAAAUAAAAACCGAAAAUGAACAAAAGGUUGACGAAUCAGUAGAAAUUAAAACAGAGCCUGAUUCAGAACCUGAAUCAGAAUCAGAAGUUAUUGAAGAUGAUAGUCAAAAAAAAUCACUAAAAAGAAAAUGCUCUGAAAUUGAAGAUGCGAGUGAAGCAAAUGAGAGCGAAUUUACCAUUUUGGAUGGUAUUAAGGCUGGUGCGGAUGGAAAAAUACUAAAAGAAAAAAAGAAAAAAAAACUGAUGACAGAAGAAUUAAAAUUAAAAUUGGAACAAGAACAAAUCAACCACUUUAGAAAUAUUCAUCACAUAUCGGUAACAGGUGCAAAAGUUCCUGUACCUAUAAAAUCCUUUGAUGAAUUACGCAACGAUUACAAUAUUGGAGAUGAUAUUAUUGCCAACAUGAAAAAAUGUGGUUACGAAGAACCAACAGCUAUUCAAAUGCAAGCUUUACCUGUUAUGUUACAAAAUAGAAGAAUAUUGGCCUGUGCUCCAACUGGUUCAGGAAAAACUGCUUCCUUCCUCAUUCCAAUAAUACAUCAUCUGAAAGGACCAAAAAGUAAAGGUUUUCGAGCCAUUAUUAUUAGCCCUACAAGAGAGUUGGCAAAGCAAACUUAUAGAGAGUGUAUUCGAUUGAGCGAGGGUCGUGAUUUUCGAAUACACAUUAUAAGUAAAGUCAAUCAAGCAGCUGAAAAAUAUGGGGCAAAAAGCUCUCAAAAAUUUGAUAUUUUAAUUACUACUCCCAAAAGGCUUGUUUAUCUCUUAUCUCAAGAACCACCUGCAAUCGCUCUCAAUAAUGCUGAAUGGCUUGUGGUUGACGAGGCAGAUAAAUUAUUUGAAGAGGGAAAGAGAGGUUUUAAAGAACAACUUGACAUAAUAUCUAAGGCAUGCACAAAUCCAGACUUACGUCAAGGAAUGUUUAGUGCUACCAAUACUCCAGCGGUAACAAAGUGGUGUAGACAUAAUUUUAAGGGUUUAGUCACAGUAACAAUUGGAUCAAGAAACUCAGCAGCUGAUACAGUUGAUCAGAAGCUCCUAUUUGUAGGUAAUGAACAAGGAAAAUUAAUAGCAUUUAGAGAUCUUGUGAAAGAGGGCUUAACACCUCCAGUGCUGGUAUUUGUUCAAAGUAAAGAGCGAGCUCAAAAAUUAUUCACAGAACUUAUCUACGAUGGGCUGAAUGUGGAUCUCAUUCAUUCCGACAGAACUCAAACACAAAGAGAUAAUGUUGUUCAAUGUUUCCGUGAAGGAAAAAUAUGGGUUCUUAUUUGCACAGAACUUAUGGGCCGUGGUAUUGAUUUCAAAGGUGUCAAGCUUGUAAUAAAUUAUGAUUUUCCACCUUCAGCUAUUUCAUAUAUUCACAGAAUUGGUCGUACUGGUAGAGCAGGAGAAAAAGGAAAAGCCAUUACUUACUUUACUACACAAGACACUGAAAAUUUAAGAAGCAUUGCAGCUGUUAUGCGUAAUUCAGGUUGUGAAAUUCCUGAAUAUAUGCUUGCUCUCAAAAAGAAAAGCAAGAGGAAAUUCAAGCAGACAAACGAAGAUAAUAAUAAUGAUAAAAAAAAUGAUAAGAGAAGUGAAAAGAAAAAUGAAAAGAAAAUUGUUAAGAAA
Messenger RNA from Trichogramma pretiosum, 1833 nucleotides. It is a transcript of the gene ais, whose product is annotated as probable ATP-dependent RNA helicase DDX52. Gene Ontology annotation, cellular component: 90S preribosome. The transcript has 9 exons. Gene Ontology annotation, biological process: maturation of SSU-rRNA. The annotation marks the transcript as partial. NCBI's taxonomy places the organism in Eukaryota, Metazoa, Arthropoda, Insecta, Hymenoptera, Trichogrammatidae. The record is from RefSeq and is a predicted model, not a curated record. Gene Ontology annotation, molecular function: nucleic acid binding; RNA helicase activity; ATP binding.